CGAAGAGGAGGACGACUUGUGUCCCUGCAGCUCUCCACAGCCUGUUGUCUACUGACACUUUUCUUGGUUUGUUUGUUUUUUUGUGAGGAAUUCCUGCAGCAACAUGAAUCCGCCCUGUGGACGAUGCAAUAAACCGGUUUAUCCCACAGAAAAAAUAAAUUGCCUUGACAAGUAUUGGCACAAGGGCUGUUUCAGCUGCGAGGUGUGCAAGAUGGCCCUCAGCAUGACAACCUACAAGGGCUUCGAGAAGAAACCCUACUGCAGCAUGCAUUACCCCAAAACUUCCUUCACCAUAGUGGCCGACACGCCCGAGAAUCUGCGCCUCAAGCAGCAGAGCAUGCUCAACAGCCAGGCCCUCUACAAGGAGGACUUUGAAAAGAACAAGGGGAAAGGCUUCAGCGUGGUGGCCGACACUCCGGAGAUGCAGAGAGUGAAGAAGACGCAGGACCAGAUCAGUAACGUUAAGUACCACGAAGAGUUUGAGAAGAGCCGGAUUCGCAGUGACGCUCCUCCUCCUGAGAACAGACAAGACUAUGAGGAACAACCACCCAACCCUGAGAGGUUCGGUCAGCCAGUGGCAAAGACGCGCCCUGCUGCCGUGGCACCACCUAGUGGAGAGAGACGCUACCAGGCCGUGUACAGCUACGCGGCAGCCGACGCGGACGAGGUGUCCCUGCAGGAGGGCGACCUGCUCUCGGACGUGGAGCGGAUAGACGAGGGGUGGAUGUUCGGGUGCAACCAGCGCACGGGGCAGCGCGGCAUGCUUCCCGCCAACUACGUCCGGCCCGUGUGACGCGUGCCGCGAAGCCGUCCUCGCGCAGGCGUCUUCUACUCAAAGAGCACCUUUUGAAACUUGCAACUAAAAAAAAAUAAAAGAUUGC
This is a messenger RNA of Pungitius pungitius (ninespine stickleback), 881 nucleotides long. Its product is annotated as LIM and SH3 domain protein 1-like. Bases 104 to 793 code for a protein of 229 amino acids. The transcript has 7 exons. The record is from RefSeq and is a predicted model, not a curated record. NCBI's taxonomy places the organism in Eukaryota, Metazoa, Chordata, Actinopteri, Perciformes, Gasterosteidae. Gene Ontology annotation, cellular component: focal adhesion. Gene Ontology annotation, molecular function: actin filament binding.